AUGGAAACUGCUGAUGUAAUGAUAAAAUCAGUGUUAAAGAAAUCUGAUGCAGUUGUCAAGAAAGGGAAAAAAGUUUCAUUUUGUAACACAGUGAAGCUAUUUAUUGAAGAUGAGGACAGUAAAAUUAAUGAGAAUGAAGAAAAAUUAAAAUGUGUUGAAAUAAGCAUUGUUGAUAGCAAAAAAGAAAAUCUAGCCAUUAUAUCUGAUUCAUUAUGUCAUGAUGAUUGCAGUAUAACAGAUUUUUUAGUUCAUAAAGUAGUCUAUGAAAAUGGUGUUACAUCUGAUGAUGAUGUUGAGGCACCAAAUGAUGAAACGGAGGAAAACAUAUUAUAUUCUGAACCAUCAGAAGAAGAAGAAGAUUUGGAAUUUGUUGUUCAUAAAGUUACUGAGCAUGAAGAUGAUUUAAUUCAACAGGAACUAGAGUUUGAAGCUUCUAAUCUAGAGAAUGAAAAUGAAAGCAAAACCAACCUAAACUGUAAUGAGCUUGUAAUUAGUAAGUUCUCAAAAUUAAGUGUUGAAAAUAUCUUGGUUCAUGACAAAAUCAUUGCUUUCAUUGAUCAAAAAAAGUUAUCUUUACCAUCGUCUGAUCAUAUCUUAAGUUCAAAACUGGACAUUAUGCCUGAUUUUUCAAUCAGCAAAGAUUUUAGUGGUUCAAGCUUUGAUGAUUUUUCUUCUAUCAAAAACACAGAAUUAAUUUUAUCUCCGCCACUACAGGAGCUCAGUUUGAAGAAAAUUGUUGAAGCACAAUCAGAUAAUACAUUGUGUGAGCUUGAUAUAAGUCCAUUAAAUUCAAUUCAAGAAACGGAUAGUGAAUCGGAUAUAUCUUCUGAAGGCACAAUGAUUAUGAUGACAUCGGAAGAAUGUGAGAAAAAUGAACAGCAUAUUAGGGAAAGUCUUUUGCAAUAUGAAUCUUUAAAAGAGAAACUGUCUAAAAGUGAAGAUGACGAACCUUCUGAUAAUCCAAAUGACUCAUUGAUCAUCAAUGCACAAGCUCCAGAUGAUAGUACAAAAAUGCCAGAAGAUGUUCAAUGUGAAACUGUUCCUAGUUUGGAAGAUAUUAAUACAGAGAGUAGUAUUCAGAAAACUUUUGAAGAGAGUGAAGAAAUUAGUAUUAAAAAGUCUUUUGUAGAAGACAAUGAGAAACCAUCCAUUCAAACUGAGUUGUAUGAGCCAUCUUCUAAUAAACUAGUCAAGUUUGAAAGUAGUUUAAGAAAACCAAAGCCUUUCUUCCAAGAACCAGUUGUGAAUCUUGAAGAAGAGAACAAUUUAGAUUUAAGUUAUGUGCAUGCAAUUAGGAAAGCAUCAUUAAAAACUCCAAAUAAUGUGAGUUAUUGGGAAAAGUCUUUAUCUUCAGUCGAAAUUCCGAAAGAUGUCCGUGAGUGGAAAAUAUUGCUGAGUCGGUUGAACAAAAACGCUGAUGGAAUGGAGCCAAGUCAUCAACAGAACAUGCAAUCCUAUGAAACAGAUACAGAUAGUGAAUCUAGCUUCUGUUCAAGAGGAGAGUCGGAUUCUUCCAAAUUUGCUUUGUCCGUAGAAGAAUCCCCUUCCUCAACAAAGUCGGAUGAACUUGAGAGUUUUGUGCACCAAAGUACAGAAAGAGUGGAGAGAAUUCGAAACCGUUACCUUGUGAAGAAUAAACCUCGGGUAGAUUUAGGGUUUGUACGAAAUUCUUCAGUUCGUGGUAUAAGGCCGAGGUUUGGUUCAACUGCAGAAAUUUUGCAACGGAUGCAAGAGCGAAAUCUUCCACAUUUUAGUGCAUCUUCCAAAACACACUUGUCGUGGCCUUGCCAUGAAACACACAAUCCAGAAUUUGACUGCUCUCGAACGAGACAGCCAUCUCAUUAUUAUUUUAGUCAAAACAUAUCUGGUGAGUAUUCAUCACAAACAUCCUUCACAACUCAUAGAAGAAAACAAUUUGCUUACUGUGAUCAUAAUUCUAUGUCAUCUUGUCCGUCCAUUUUUCUACAUGAAAGAGGUGCUCCAGAAGGUGCUAGCCCACCAAGAUCUCUUUCUGAAGAUAGUAUAGAUCAGUCUUUUGAUGAGGACAAUCCAAAUAGUGUUGUGUAUUAUUCCAUGAAAGUAUGA
This is a messenger RNA of Uloborus diversus, 2085 nucleotides long. RefSeq lists its product as uncharacterized. The record is from RefSeq and is a predicted model, not a curated record. NCBI's taxonomy places the organism in Eukaryota, Metazoa, Arthropoda, Arachnida, Araneae, Uloboridae. The coding region runs from base 1 to 2085 and encodes 694 amino acids. The transcript has a single exon.